This is a messenger RNA of Mugil cephalus (flathead mullet), 2049 nucleotides long. RefSeq names its product intraflagellar transport 57 homolog (Chlamydomonas) (gene ift57). Gene Ontology annotation, cellular component: centrosome; Golgi apparatus; cilium. Gene Ontology annotation, biological process: non-motile cilium assembly; intraciliary transport. The coding region runs from base 372 to 1628 and encodes 418 amino acids. NCBI's taxonomy places the organism in Eukaryota, Metazoa, Chordata, Actinopteri, Mugiliformes, Mugilidae. The transcript has 11 exons. The record is from RefSeq and is a predicted model, not a curated record.
CAAGACUUUUAUUCCGAAGGUUCGACCGGAAAUUGUUAUUUUCUACUGUUCCAACUGCAGCGUAAAGCGGAGUGACUUUAUUUGAUUUAAAUGACAUACUUUUAAAUUCAGACAUGUCUCUGGCCUGUAGACAUGCUACACGCUGAUACAAAAUCUGUUUUUGAUGAAGCAGAAAUGUAAAUCUAAGUCUGAAACGCGACGUCGCUGGCGGCUAAUGCUAGUUAGCUACGUAGCGCUCCUCGGUUGCCUGGCAACGGAGAGCAAGCCCCAGCUCACAGCUAGCGGCCUUAGCUGCUAACAAACUGAUUUAAUUUCUUAUCCAAACGUUUUUAUUUCGUCUUUUUUUUUUGUUUGGGAGGAGAGUAAACACUAUGGCGGACGACGGUAGACGGGGAGAGGAGGAGGACCGCGGCCCCGGAGCGGCUCACCAGGUGUUUGUGGUGAUGGAGUGUUUACUGGAAAAGUUAAAGGUUUUAAACUUUGAGGAGGAAGUUUUAGCCAAACACAACAUGAAGAACCUGUCCAGACAUUACUUCGUGUCCAGCCCAUACCUGGCGUCCAACCCUGGCGAGCAGUUCUACAUGUUCACCAUCAUCGCGUCGUGGCUCAUCAACGUGGCGGGGAGGCCGUUCACCGAGCCCCAGGAGUACGACGAGCCCAACGCCACCGUGGCCAACGUCCUGGCCGAGCUCAGGGCCUUCGGAGUGAAGGUGGAUUUCCCUCCGUCCAAACUGAAGUCGGGUUCAGGAGAGUUCGUCUGCUACGUGUUGGACCGACUGGCCGAGGAGGCUCUGAAGAGGAGGGGGUUCACCUUCAAGAGGCCAAACUACCCGGCAGAAAACCCAGAGGAAGAGUCUGUGGUGGAGGACGACGCAGAGCUCACGCUCAGUAAAGUAGAGGAGGAGAUGAUAGAGGAGGCUGAUGAUGACGAGGAGAACGUGAUGGACCUGGAGGCUCUGAAGCUACGAACCAGCCACAGUGAAACUGAAUCUUCCACCAAACCCGACGAGAUCCUGGAGGCGACGGUGGACGCGGCCGAGUGGAACCUGGAGGUGGAGAGAGUCCUGCCUCAGCUCAAAGUCACCAUCAGGACGGACAACAAGGACUGGAGGAUCCACGUGGACCAGAUGCAUCAGCACCGAGACGGGAUCAAGUCCUCACUCAAAGAGGCCAAGAGCUACCUGGACAAGCUUCAGGAGGACAUCGGUCGGACGCUGGAGAAAGUGAGCAGCAGAGAGAAGUACAUCAACAACCAGCUGGAGCAUCUGAUCCAGGACUAUCGCAGCGCUCAGGCUAAACUCAGCGAGGCUAAGGAGCGCUACCAACAGGCCAGUGGAGGAGUGACGGAGAGAACUCGAGUCCUGGCUGAGGUCAGUGAGGAGCUGGAGAAGGUGAAGCAGGAGAUGGAGGAGAAAGGAAGCAGCAUGUCUGACGGAGCUCCGGUGGUGAAGAUCAAGCAGAGUCUGACGAAGCUGAAGCAGGAGAUCGUGCAGAUGGACGUGAGGAUCGGGGUGGUGGAGCACACGCUGCUUCAGGCCAAACUCAAGGAGAAGUCCAACAUGACGCGGGACAUGAACGCCACCAACAUCCCGGAGAACGCCGCCCCCCCGACCGGAGCCUUCGCCUGAGGAACCCGUCACAUCCAGACACAUUCAUCAUCGUUAAUCCUCCUUUAGUUCAUGGUUUAUUUAUGGGAACGAAUAAUAAAUUUUGAUACAAGAGACAAAGUGUUUUUAUUUGUUUCUGUUAUUUUUUUGUUAAGAUAAAACUUUCAGUUUUUUCAAGGAGAUUUACUAAAGAAGAAACUCAACUAGAAUCUUUCCUUCCUUCCUUCCUUCCUUCCUUCCUUCCUUCCUUCAUAUUUUGUCCAAACCUAUAUAAACAUUUAUCGUCAUUUUUUUUAUUUGUAUCAUUUAGUUUGUUUAUCUGAACGAAAGAAUAAAUUCCAACACCUUUGAUCCUAGAUGAUAAAUAGCUGCUACAACAAGAAAUAUACAUGUUUGUUUGCUUCUGUUUUGUUUCGAAGUUAAACUGUCGUGAGAAACCAUG